AUGAGUCAAGGCAAACGUAAAAAGGCUGGAUCUUCUUUUCCUUGGUCUCAAAGAAAAUUAUGUCUUACCAACCCAUUUCCUCGAUAUGGACACUCUGCAUCAAACAUGGCUUCUGCCAAUGACUUACUUAUUUUUGGCGGUGUUUAUAUGGGAAAAGCUAGAAAUGAUGUUUUUUCUAUUGAAAUUAGCACACUAAAUGUUCAAAGUAUCUCAACUACUGGUGAUAUCCCUCCACCUCGAAGUUGGCAUACACAUGCAGAAAUUGGAUCAAAACUAUUUGUUUUCGGUGGAUUAACUCAGGAUCCUCAAUAUUCAGACCAAAGAAUUGAUGAUAACCUUUACAUGCUUGACCUAGAUAAUUCAAGCGGUGCUGGUUGGGAAUUUAUUACUCCAGCAAGCCAACUUCCUCCGGGAAGAAUGGCUCAUAUAACAUGCGUGCAUAAUGAUAAAAUUUAUGUGUUUGGUGGAAAUGAUGCGCAUAGAUGUUUUAAUGAUAUGUGGUGUUUUGAUCCACGCACUAAUACAUGGUCAGAAUUAUCUUGCAUCGGCUUUAUUCCAUCUGCUCGGAAGUUUCAUGGUGCUGCCAUUGUGGAUGAUGUUAUGUAUGUAUUUGGCGGUAUGACGCAAGAUGGGCAAGAAUUAGGCGAUUUGACUGCAUUUAGGAUAAGUAAUCAAAGAUGGUAUAUGUUUCAAAAAAUGGGUCCUACGCCAAAUCCGAGAUUUUAUCUCACAAUGACCACGAUACAAGAAAAAGUUCUAGUUCUUGGUGGUGAAUCCACGUCUACGCAAGGAUUGAGGCCAGAUGAAGACAGCAUAAUUCACAUAUUAGACACAU
Messenger RNA from Dentiscutata heterogama, 835 nucleotides. The record is from the annotation of a GenBank genome assembly. NCBI's taxonomy places the organism in Eukaryota, Fungi, Glomeromycota, Glomeromycetes, Diversisporales, Gigasporaceae.